AUGUCGACUGGAAGAGAGUUGUCUGGCGGUUCCUUUAUAAAGAAACAGCACGCUACAACCUAUGAUUACAUCUCCCCACUUAAGUUAGACUUAUCCAAGAAACAUGUUCUAAUCACAGGCGCAGCAUGGGAGGAUGGUGUUGGCUUUGCUACAGCCAUGGCGUUUGCGCGCGCCGGAGCGUCUGCGAUAGCUGUAGCUGAUCUACACGGCGUAUCAGAAGAUCUCACAGCGAAGUUGAAGUCAGCCGCAACACAAGCUGGACGUCCAGAGCCCACAGUGCUGAACUACACGGUUGAUAUUGCAAAUCAGGAAAGCGUUAAAGCAAUGCAAGAAGAUAUCUCAAAGGCCUUUUCUGGACGUCUGGACGUUGUCGUCAAUAACGCGGCUCACAUGGAACCCUACGAGCGACUCCUUGACAUAGAUCCAGAUGUGUACUGGCGCACAUGGGAAGUCAAUGUCCGGGGACUGAUCAACAUGAUGCGCGAAUUCCUUCCAAAGCAGCUCUCUACCAAAGGUGGUUUAUGUACAGUGGUCAACGUUUCAUCCUCAGGCGCUUUGAGUGCCCGACCCACCAGCGCGAGUUAUCGGAGUUCAAAGCUUGCAAUUUUGAGAUGGACUGAAUCAAUGCAACUGGAGUAUGGGAGGGAAGGACUCUUGACAUAUUGUGUGAACCCGGGUGCGAUCAAGACCAAGAUCACUGAGCUCGCGCCCGAGGCUCUGCGGAAUUCACUGCCUCAUCGUCCGGAUAUAGCUGGGGAUACGAUUGUAUGGCUGGCUGCAGAGCGCCGCGAAUGGUUAGGUGGAAGAUAUGUAAGCUGUCCAUGGGAUAUGGAGGAGCUCAUGGAGAAGAGGGAUGAGAUUGUUGAGAAGGAUUUGCUCAAGGUCAGGAUGGCAUUUUGA
Messenger RNA from Fusarium venenatum, 900 nucleotides. RefSeq lists its product as uncharacterized. Lineage: Eukaryota; Fungi; Ascomycota; Sordariomycetes; Hypocreales; Nectriaceae. The record is from RefSeq and is a predicted model, not a curated record.